This is a messenger RNA of Monascus purpureus, 330 nucleotides long. The record is from the annotation of a GenBank genome assembly. Lineage: Eukaryota; Fungi; Ascomycota; Eurotiomycetes; Eurotiales; Aspergillaceae.
AUGCGAGGGAUUCUUUUCUUCACCGACUUGCUUUCUGCGUUCGGAUCUUGUGUUUCUUUUGCUACUAUUUUAAAACCGACGGAAAUGGGCGUUUUAGCCGGGUCUCUGGGUAUCUUUUUGAGAGGAAUGGCGUAUCAGGCGUGGUUGAUCGAAGGCCGGUUUAUGGACAAGGCUUCUGGGGUCUGGUUCACAAGGGUGGUUAUCUGGUUUUCAGCGGACAUGCGUCAUGUUCCAGCGUUCUAUCUCACGAAUUUGUUCUUAUGCUGCUUUCGCGGUCCUUUUCUAUGCACUUCCCUGAUGAUAUUCGAUAUGUACAGUUCGUUUUCUUGA